AUGUCCAACAAACACUGGAACUACACUGAAGACCUGGUCCUGCCCCACCUUCGUGGUUUAUGCCGCACCAACCCAGACCUGCGGCUAAUAGCCUCUGAGAGAGUGGUGUUCACCACGUCUUCGCCCGAGUCAAAGGUGAUGAUCCUUUCUGGGGGUGGAUCUGGUCACGAGCCUUUGCACGCUGGUUUUGUUGGUGACGGUCUUUUGGACGUUGCUGUUGCGGGGUUUGUCUUUGCGUCUCCAUCCACUAAGCAAAUCUUCAGCGGAAUCAAGUCGAAACCUUCUAACAAGGGAACUCUUAUAGUCGUCAAGAACUAUACUGGCGAUAUCCUGCACUUUGGACUUGCUGCCGAAAGAGCUAAAGCUGAGGGAAUUCCCGUGGAAUUGCUCAUUGUUCAAGAUGAUGUUUCUGUGGGAAAGACCAAAAACGGUAUGGUCGGACGUCGUGGUUUGUCGGGAACAGCCGUCGUCCACAAAAUUGUAGGAGCAAAGGCGGCAUCAGAUUCUGGAGCCACUCUUGAAGAUGUUGCGCAGUUGGGAAGAGACGUGAUCUCCAAUUUGGUCACUAUCGGAGCCAGUCUGAAUCACGUGGUGAUCCCAAAGAAGAUUUCUUCGGCUGACGAUGAGAUUGUUGAGUCUGACAGUGAAGACGAGCAUGAAGGGUUGAAGGAGGACGAAUAUGAGAUUGGAAUGGGUAUUCACAAUGAACCAGGAGUCAAGAAGAGCUCUCCAAUCCCGACGGUGGAUUCCGUGGUGGAGGAACUGUUGGUCUAUCUUUUGUCUGAGAGCGACAAAGACCGUUCUUAUGUCAAAUUUGACAAGAAGGACGAGGUUGCAUUGAUGAUCAACAACUUGGGUGGAACGUCUAAUUUGGAGAUCUACGUUAUCCAAGACGCCGUCUGCAAGAAGCUCAAGGAGAUCUACGGAAUCGUUCCGGUAAGAGUGUAUACGGGUACUUUCACCACUUCCAUAGACGGACCUGGUUUCAGCAUCACGCUGCUCAAUGUGACCAAGGCCGGUGGUGAUAAUGUUCUUGAGUAUUUGGAUUACCCUACCACGGCUCCUGGCUGGAACUCGGCUAUCUCCACGGCCAAAUGGUCUGCUGGUGAGACUGAAAACUUCGUUGUUGAAGACCCACAGGCUGAAGCAGCAUAUCCGACUUCGCAAGUCAAGUUCGACCCGGAGGUAGUUUCGGCUCUGUUGGAAGCCGGUGCUAAGAGUGUCUUGGCCAAGGAGAGCAAGAUCACACUGUACGACACGGUUGCUGGUGAUGGAGAUUGUGGUGAGACGCUUGCAAGUGGCUCAAACGCCAUCCUCAAGGCCUUAAAAGACAAAGAUCUGGAAUUGGGGGAUGCCGUCAAGUCGCUUUCGCAGUUGACUGACAUCAUCGAGACUGCCAUGGGUGGUACCUCUGGUGGUCUUUACUCAAUAUUUUUGUCUUCGUUGGCCAAAAGUUUCAAGCACACCGAGAAAGCCAAGGGUGGUUUCCAGGUGACAUUGCCAGUCAUGGCUGCUGCCCUAAACGAUGCUUUGGAGUCACUGUUCAAAUACACUAGGGCAAGAACUGGUGAUCGUACGCUGAUAGACGGCUUGGAGCCUUUCGUCAGAACUUUAUCGAAAACAAACGAUCUUGGCAAGGCAAAUCAAGCCGCUUUCGAGGGCUCUGAAUCUACGAGAAAACUGGAUGCUAAGUUUGGCAGAGCCUCAUAUGUUGCCAAGGAAGAAUUCGAGCAGUUUGAAUCUGAAGGUGGAUUGCCAGAUCCAGGUGCAGUGGGAUUUGCCGCUUUGAUCGAUGGCUUCACCAAAGCCUACACCAAGCUGGGAAGCAAGCUUUAG
Molecule: messenger RNA, 1836 nt
Organism: Kuraishia capsulata CBS 1993
Lineage: Eukaryota; Fungi; Ascomycota; Pichiomycetes; Pichiales; Pichiaceae
Exons: 1
Coding region: 1-1836 (611 amino acids)
Biological process (GO): glycerol catabolic process
Cellular component (GO): cytosol
Molecular function (GO): ATP binding; glycerone kinase activity
Source: RefSeq, a predicted model, not a curated record